Messenger RNA from Pistacia vera, 1828 nucleotides. Its product is annotated as TMV resistance protein N-like. The record is from RefSeq and is a predicted model, not a curated record. Lineage: Eukaryota; Viridiplantae; Streptophyta; Magnoliopsida; Sapindales; Anacardiaceae. Bases 452 to 1828 code for a protein of 458 amino acids. Gene Ontology annotation, molecular function: ADP binding. The transcript is spliced from 4 exons. Gene Ontology annotation, biological process: signal transduction; defense response.
UGAGUGGUAUUGGCUAUACUCUUUCCUCUAUAUAUAUUUUUUAAAAGAGCGUGAAAAUUAAGAAGAGAGAAAAAUCGAAGAAAUUUUGACAGAAGCAUUUCUUUCUUUGAAACAAUUACCCAAUUGAAACUGAUCACUCAAAAACACUUUCUCAAUACAACUGCAGUGACACCCUCAUAGCACUUGACGGUUUGGACUUAGGGUUAGCGAGUUUGGAGUUUUGGGUUGGCUAAAAAUGUUUUGCAACAUUUGCGAGUUUGGACUUAAGGUUUAGAGUUGUUGUCACGGAGUUUUUUUUGACUUUGGUGGCUUUGAAGCGAUUUCGACUCACGAGUUAGGCUGUUGAGUCGCGAGAUUGGACUUUGUUCAUCGCUGAGGCUGUUUAAAGGGCUAACAUUUGCGACUGUUUCUGCUUCUAGAGGUUCUAUAGAGGACGUAUUGUAAACUCAUCAUGCAAACAGCCUCUUCAUCAACAUCUUCUUCUUGUCCUUGGAAAUAUGAUGUCUUUCUAAGCUUUAGAGGUGAAGACACAAGGAAGAGCUUCAUAAAUCAUUUGUACAAUGCUUUCAAACAGAAAGGACUGCAUGUUUUUAGGGAUGACAAAGAACUUGAGAGAGGAAAACCGAUUUCACCAGAGCUCCUUCAUGCAAUUGAAGAAUCAAGAUCUGCGGUUGUUGUUCUCUCCAAAAACUAUGCAUCUUCCACAUGGUGUUUAGAUGAACUUGUUCAAAUUGUUCAUUGCAAGAAUAUAAAAUUUUUUCCAGUUUUCUAUAACGUGGAUCCUUCCAUGGUUAGAAAACAAACAGGAGAAUAUGGAGAAGCCUUUGUCAAACAUGAAGAAACUUUUAGAGAGGAUAUUGGAAAGGUGCAAACUUGGAGAGAUGCUUUGACAAAGGUGGCCGAUCACUCUGGAUUGGACUUGAAGGAUGGGUAUGAGUCACAACUUAUUCAGGACAUUUUGGAGGAAAUAUCAAGUAAAUUAAGUUUUUCAAAACACCCAAGUGUCGAGGGCCUAGUAGGCAUAGAUUCACGUUUGGAAAAACUAAAGAAAUUUAUAAGUCCUGAGUCACAUGAUGUUCGUAUGAUUGGGAUUUGUGGAACACAUGAUGUUCGUAUGAUUGGGAUUUGUGGAAUGGGAGGAAUAGGCAAGACAACAAUUGCUAGAGUUGCCUAUGACUUGUUUUCUGAUGAAUUUGAAGGUAGUAGUUUUUUGGCUAAUGUUAUAGAAAAUUCCAAAAAAGAUCUAGUUUAUGUACUAAAGAUGCUUCUUUCCAACAUUCUAGCUAUGAAAAUAGAUGACAUCAACAUAUACAAUGACUUUGAUGGAAUAAGGAUGAUAAGAAGGAGGUUGUCGUGUAAGAAGGUUCUUAUUGUUAUAGAUGAUGUGAACAAUCCAGAGCAAUUAGAAAAAAUAGCUAACAAGCGUGAUUGGUUUGGCAGGGGCAGUAGGAUCAUAAUAACAUCAAGAGACAAAGGAUUGUUAAACUCCCAUGGAGUAGAUGAUGUUUAUGAGGCUGAGGAAUUAAAUGAUGAUGAUGCCCUCCAAUUAUUCAUUUCAAAAGCCUUUAAGGAACAACAACCUUCAGAAAGUUUUAGCGAGCUAUCCAAAUGUGUUGUACAGUAUGCUAGUGGUCUUCCAUUAGCUCUUAAAGUUUUGGGCUCCUUUUUUUGUGGAAAAGAAAUUCAUGUAUGCAAAGAUGCAUUGCAAAGACUAAAAAGAGAUUGUAAGAAAGAAAUACUGGAGGUACUUCAAAUAGGCUUUGAUGGGUUGGAAGAAUCAGAGAAAAAAAUAUUUCUUGAUAUAGCAUGUUUCUUUAAAGGAUUUUAA